GGGCGGGUCUGUGGUGGAGGCUGGAGCGAGGCGGCGGGAUGCAGCGCCCCGGGCCCUUCAGCACCCUCUACGGGCGGGUCCUGGCCCCGCUGCCCGGGCGGGCUGGGGGCGCGGCCUCUGGCGGAGGCGGGAACAGCUGGGGCGUCCUGGGUUCGCACGUGCAGCCUCCAGGACGCGCGCAGUUCGGCGCUGGCAGCACUAGUACCAGCAGUGGGGACGCUAACAGCGUCUGCCCGGCCCCCUCCACGAUGUCCAAGGCCGAGGAGGCCAAGAAGCUGGCGGGCCGCGCGGCCGUGGAGAACCACGUGAGGAUGGAGAGGUCGUCAUUUCUCUUCACCGCCCUGGGAAGUAGGUGGGGAGCUGACUUGAAAGGUGUUUUGAAAUUUUACCCGAAGGAGGAGCUUGACUCGAAUAACCAAGUGCUGGGAAUUGGAAGUGGUUCUACAAUUGUCCAUGCUGUGCAGCGAAUAGCUGAAAGAGUGAAACAGGAGAAUCUGAACCUCAUCUGUAUCCCCACUUCCUUCCAGGCCCGUCAGCUCAUCCUGCAGCAUGGCUUAACUCUCAGUGACCUGGACCGACACCCAGAGAUUGACCUCGCCAUCGAUGGUGCUGAUGAAGUAGAUGCUGAUCUCAAUCUCAUCAAGGGCGGUGGAGGCUGCCUGACCCAGGAGAAAAUUGUAGCUGGCAAUGCCAGUCGCUUCAUCGUGAUCGCCGAUUUCAGGAAGGAUUCAAAGAACCUUGGGGACCAGUGGCACAAGGGAAUCCCCAUCGAGGUCAUUCCCAUGGCCUACGUCCCAGUGAGCCGCACCGUCACCCAGAAGUUCGGGGGCGUAAUUGAACUUCGAAUGGCCGUCAACAAGGCAGUAAGUGGCCAAGGAGUUUUCUGGAAGGCAUUCCAGGUUCUCAAGGGACCUGUGGUGACAGAUAAUGGAAAUUUUAUCCUGGACUGGAAGUUCGACCGGGUCCACAAAUGGAGUGAAGUGAACACAGCUAUCACCAUGAUCCCAGGCGUGGUGGACACGGGCCUGUUUAUCAACAUGGCUGAGAGAGUCUACUUCGGGAUGCAGGAUGGCUCAGUGAACAUGAGGGAGAAGCCUUUCUGAACCGAAGCUGCAGGAGCAGAGUGUGCCCACCCCACGUCCCCAGCCCACCGCCGAGGCACACCUGCCUCCCCAGGAGCCUUUGCCUUAACGUCUCUGUGCCAGGUGGACAGCUUGGCAGGGUGGGGGGUUGGAGGUUAAAUCUGGUCUUCUGAAGUAUUAUUAUUAAUUAUCUUUUUAAAGAGAGAAAUAUAAACAUAUAUAUUUUUACUAUUAAAAAUACUCAGUUUUUUUUUAUAAAGUAGAACUUGAUUUCGUGUUUUAUAUGAGACAUUUACCAAAAAAAAGAAAGAAAAGAAAAGAAAAAAGUGAAGGAGGACGACUAUCUUUUAAAAAACCUUUUAACUUGAGCCUGCUGGUUAAGCUUCUGAAUAUCGGGACUGCUGAGAGAUGUAAAUCAGAUUUUUCUUUAAGCUGGUGCAGUGCAGGCCCAGCCAGCAGUGAUCCCCUGAGGCCUUACUGGAAACCUUGGAGUUUGUUUACUUUUCUACCACACUGUUUUGUUUUUAGUUUUUUUGUGAUUACGCACAAUAUGUGGUUAAUGUGUUUGAAGAUGUGAAUUACGGAAGUCUGGUGAGAGUCGGGGUGGGUGUGUGGUGACUCAGAAUGUGUAAACCAUCGGGUAGAUGGGGGGGUUCUUUGGCUGAGAUCAGGGGGUUCAUUCAGACCCCUGUUGGUGGAAGCCCUUGGCCAGAAAUACUUGCCAGUACUGCCAAAGCACUGCUGUGAAACACCUUUAAAUGAUUGUCUUUUGGUUGUUAAUAUUUUGUUGUUGUUGUUCCUUUAUUCUUACUUGCAUGAUUUGGCAUCAGAAUUUGUUACCUCUGUAUUGUUUGAGGGUUGAAAUAAAACAGUAUGGUGCCAUUUUGA
Messenger RNA from Phacochoerus africanus (Common warthog), 1970 nucleotides. RefSeq names its product ribose 5-phosphate isomerase A (gene RPIA). Gene Ontology annotation, biological process: pentose-phosphate shunt, non-oxidative branch; D-ribose metabolic process. NCBI's taxonomy places the organism in Eukaryota, Metazoa, Chordata, Mammalia, Artiodactyla, Suidae. The coding region runs from base 39 to 1103 and encodes 354 amino acids. The record is from RefSeq and is a predicted model, not a curated record. The transcript has 10 exons. Gene Ontology annotation, cellular component: intracellular membrane-bounded organelle. Gene Ontology annotation, molecular function: ribose-5-phosphate isomerase activity.